AUGGCUUCCCUGGUGGCUUACGAUGAUUCGGACUCGGAUGCUGAGCCUGAGCCUCUGGAAGGUCUCAGUGCUGCCGGCCAGGUGAAGGACGCUUGUGGAGCGGUGACCGAGGGGACCCCAGAACCCAUAAAGCACAGACUUGGGGCUCCAGGCAGCCUCUGGGAAGGCGUGGCCACCCACCGCCUCCCCCUCCUUCCCCUUGGGAGGAGUGACCAGAGGGCUUGUCCCAGCCAGAGGCUGCAGUGGCCCCGGAAGGAGCCUGCGGUCACCUGCCCACCCAGGGAGCCUCCUUGCCCUGCGUUAUGGACCAGCCACACUCCUACUGGCCAUGUGCCUCUGGCAGCUGCCUGCUUCAAGGAACCAAAACGCAGCUGGGAAGCCUGCUACCGCCCAGAGCCUGCCUUCUGCACGCAAGGCAAGUCUGAGGUCACAGAGAGAAAUGGCAGCUCCUCGCUGAAGAGAAGGCAGGACUGUGUCAUACCCUACACCCCGAAGAGACUGCGGGUGUCAGCGGCCAAGGGCACAGACACAGGUGCCGGCUCGGGGGUGGAACCCCAGGACCCCUCCCUGGGCUGUGCCCUAGGCCCAGCCCAGAGCCGCCUGGCCCCCAGAGUGUCCGAGAGCAUUCGGCCACACUUGGACAGUCCGUACCAGGAGACCAAGGUCCCCAGGAAUGUGCGCUUCCACCUGCAGGGCCAUGGCGGCCCCGUCAACUGUGUCCAGUGGUGUCCCGUCCUCGCCCACAGCCACCUGCUUCUCUCAGCAUCGAUGGACAAGACCCUCAAGGUGUGGGACGCUGUGGACUUGGGGCGCUGCCUACGGACUUACACCCUGCAUACAGAGGCCGUGCGGGCUGCCCGCUGGUCCCCCUGUGGCCAGAGAAUCCUCAGUGGCGGCUUCGACUUCACACUGCACUUAACAGACCUCGAAACAGGGACCCCAGUAUUCCGUGGCCAAAGUGACUUUAGAAUCACUACCUUGAAAUUUCAUCCAAAAGAUCACAAUCUUUGUGUCUGUGGAGGCUUCAGCUCCGAAAUCAAAGCUUGGGACUUCAGAAUUGGCAAGGUGGUCAGAGGCUACAAGGCGGCCGUCCAGCAGACCCUGGACAUCCUCUUCCUCCAGGAAGGUUCGGAGUUUCUGAGUAGCACCGAUGCAUCAAGCCGGGACUCUGCUGACCGUACCAUCAUCGCCUGGGAUUUCCGCACCUCUGCUAAGAUCUCCAACCAGAUUUUCCACGAGAGGUACACCUGCCCCAGCCUCACCUUGCACCCCCGGGAGCCUGUGUUCCUGGCACAGACCAAUGGCAACUACCUGGCCCUCUUCUCUGCCGUGUGGCCCUACCGGAUGUGCAGAAGGCGUCGCUAUGAAGGACACAAGGUGGAAGGCUACUCGGUUGGCUGUGAGUGCUCCCCCGACGGGGACCUGCUGAUGACGGGCAGCGCGGACGGCCGGAUCCUCCUGUACGGCUUCCGCACGGCCAGCUGGGCACGCACGCUGCAGGGCCACACGCAGGCCUGCGUCGGCGUCACCUUCCACCCGGUGCUGCCGUCUGUGCUCGCCAGCUGCUCCUGGGAUGGGGACGUGAAGGUGUGGCACUGA
Elephantulus edwardii (Cape elephant shrew) is the source of this 1599-nucleotide messenger RNA. It is a transcript of the gene WDR25, whose product is annotated as WD repeat domain 25. The transcript has 6 exons. Lineage: Eukaryota; Metazoa; Chordata; Mammalia; Macroscelidea; Macroscelididae. The record is from RefSeq and is a predicted model, not a curated record. Gene Ontology annotation, molecular function: protein binding. Bases 1 to 1599 code for a protein of 532 amino acids.